GGGCAAGGUGCGCUUGCACUUUCGAUCGUGAUUUGCCAACAUCACUACCAACACCAUGACCGACCAAGCACCAACGAACUCGUCUAGCGAUGGUGGGCAGGGUAGUUCAGACCAAUCAGGGGCAGCGGGAGGACCGAGUACAGCAACGUCACAGCAAAUACAAGAAAUGAUGCAGUCAUUCUGGCAGCAACAAAUUGCGGAUAUUGAACACGGCCCGUUGGAUUUCAAGUUCCACCAACUCCCUUUAGCUAGAGUAAAGAAGGUCAUGAAGGCGGAUGAAGAUGCAAAGACUAUGAUGAUUAGUGCGGAAGCCCCAAUGAUAUUUUCUAAAGCAUGCGAGAUAUUCAUACUUGAACUCACGAUGCGGUCAUGGAUUCAUACGGAGGAACACAAACGACGAACAUUACAAAAAAGCGAUGUGGCAACGGCAAUCAGCAAGGCGGAUAUGUAUGAUUUUCUGAUCGACAUAGUACCACGCGAUGAGAUCAAUAAGCCUGUCAUGAAGGAUCUUCCGGCCACGUAUGCAUAUUAUCAGAAUCCCACACAAUACCUUGCGAGUCUUCCUCCAGAACAGCAGCAAGCGUUGCUCGCAUAUCAGCUCGCGAAUCCACAGGGUAAUCAGGUGGGCCUGCAGAUGAUCCGACAACAACAAGGCGGAGAUGAGGAGUCUUCACAAGCCCAAGCCCACCACGAAGAGGAUGUCCAGCAUGCGCAACAUCAAAGCCAAUCAUCACAAGAACAGCAACAGCAACAUCACGCACAAACAGAGGCUUCGACCGCAGAACAUCAAUAUUAUCUUCAACAGCUGCAAAACCAAAUGCAAGCCUUGCAACAAGCACACCAAGCUCAGCAGGCCCAACAGGCUCAACAAUCGCAUAGUGACCACCAACAGCAACAGCAAAAUCAAGCGUCACAGCAACAACAACAUCAGAUCCAGCCCCAGGGGUAAAAAGUCAAUCAUAAAAAAUGAUUUGAUAAAGAAUGGUUACUUCACAUUGUACAAAUGCCGAGUCGAAGGGUUUCCUGUAGUACGGAAGAAUGCGUAUAUGGUGUUCAUGCUGAUUCAAGUGCAGUCGUUGUUCGGGUGACCUUGUGUGUGUUGGGCGUUUGCACUGUAGCGUCUCCGUAUAAUUUAAUAUUUUGAUUAUCCUUGCUUACCUUUGGGAUUGGUGGAGGCAUAUGGGCCAAUAAACGGUUUGGUUUCCCU
Messenger RNA from Spizellomyces punctatus DAOM BR117, 1207 nucleotides. RefSeq lists its product as uncharacterized. Gene Ontology annotation, molecular function: protein heterodimerization activity; DNA-binding transcription activator activity, RNA polymerase II-specific; DNA binding. Gene Ontology annotation, cellular component: nucleus; CCAAT-binding factor complex. The coding region runs from base 56 to 949 and encodes 297 amino acids. The transcript has 8 exons. Gene Ontology annotation, biological process: regulation of DNA-templated transcription. The record is from RefSeq and is a predicted model, not a curated record. Lineage: Eukaryota; Fungi; Chytridiomycota; Chytridiomycetes; Spizellomycetales; Spizellomycetaceae.